Molecule: messenger RNA, 941 nt
Organism: Rattus norvegicus (Norway rat)
Lineage: Eukaryota; Metazoa; Chordata; Mammalia; Rodentia; Muridae
Source: RefSeq, a predicted model, not a curated record
GGACAAACGGCUGCACUCGGUGGCUCCCUACCAUGCAGCCGCUGCUCUGCGCGCUGGCCGGGCUCGCCCUGCUCCGUGCCGGGGCGGGCGAAUGGAGCCAGGGUCCCAGGGACAUCCCCGGACGACGAGGUAGGAAUGAGAGAGGAACUGGAGACAGACACCGGGAAAAGCAGAGGGAGGGAACGGAGAUGGUGAAAGAAACAGAGAUCGAAGGACAGAAAAGGGAGGAGAUCAAGGAAAAAGAUGAGUAAGAGAGGAGAGUCUGGGAACGAAAGAGGCUUUGGAAAUGUAUGUGGGUGAGGAGAGCAAGAGACGGGAGUUUGAGAAAAACACAAACAAGAAGGAAAGAAAUAGGAAUGGCAGGAACAAACGUGGAAAGAAAGAUUUGGGGAAAGGAAUGUGGCAACCGGAUGUCAAGAGAGUUGGAGAAGACUAGCCGGCAUGGGCGGAGGUCCAGCUGCAGGGUGUGGCCGCCCUCGGGCCAGAGCAUCCAGGGGAAAGUUCCGAAGAGCAUCCUGUUGGAAGGGGAGUCUGAAAGGGUCAAUGGCCCAGGCAGGGCCAGUACCAUCACUGGGGAGACGGAUAGAAAAAAAAAAAGCUGCUGAGUCCCCCAGUGGCCCUGGAGAAGAUCUAGCUUGGAGCCCAGGCUGUGACAGACACAUGGCUGUCCAAGGCCGGUUGAACAUUGUGGAAGAGACGGUGGAGAAGACCGUGGAGCACCUGGAGGCAGAAGUGACAGGUCUGCUGGGCCUGCUGGAGGAACUGGCUUCAAACCUACCCCCAGGACCCUUCAGCCCCAAACCUGACCUGCUUGGAGAUGACGGCUUCUGACUACCAGGCAUGGUGGAGCCUAUCAGCUGAAGUCAUCACUCUGAGAACCAAGCUAGGUUUUCCUGCCUUCCUGCCCCACCAUGGUGUGAAAUAAAAGCUACUAUCUGGGA